Frankliniella occidentalis (western flower thrips) is the source of this 2703-nucleotide messenger RNA. RefSeq names its product kinetochore protein NDC80 homolog. The coding region runs from base 477 to 2498 and encodes 673 amino acids. Lineage: Eukaryota; Metazoa; Arthropoda; Insecta; Thysanoptera; Thripidae. The transcript is spliced from 14 exons. The record is from RefSeq and is a predicted model, not a curated record. Gene Ontology annotation, cellular component: Ndc80 complex. Gene Ontology annotation, biological process: attachment of mitotic spindle microtubules to kinetochore.
ACCAAAGAGACUCUUUAUGAAGAAAUUGAUGUAAUUGUCUUCACACACCCGAAUGAAACGGCUUUUUUGCUUGAUGUUGACCCCUCAUUUCCACCGUUUCUCCUCUUCAGAAAGUCCAUGCGUGUCUAUUCUCCCCAUUAAAAUACAAGAACGCCAAAAUUUCUAUAAUUUUGCUGUUCAAACUGCUUUUUUCAUGCCACUGUUCCCCAUGUAUUUCAACGGACGCGCGCGCCGCCAAACAAACAAAAGAAAAACGAAAUUGACCCGCGCCGCGCACGGCCUCUAGUGAGAGAAACUGCAACCUCAUUCAAAUUCGCGACUGACUUCUGACGGUUGAGUGUGUUUGGUUUGUUUGUGUUUUUGUUUGUGUUAUAAUCUUAGGUCAAGACAAGACAUGUCGAACAUUUACUAAACAUUGAACAGUGAAUAGAUUUAUCCAGAGAGCAUCGAACAAGUUUUAAUUUUUAUCUGCAGUCAUGAGGAAGUCUUCACUAGGAGCACGCAGGGUCAGUCAGAACUUGAGAUUGGAGCAUGAUGAUCAGCGCGCUAGCAUUAGUUCCAGUAGACGACCCUUAGAUGUACGGAGGGCAAGUGGAAUACCUCAGCCGGGAAAAAAUCGUCGUUCUUCAUCUGAGAAUCGUGAUGGCCGAAUGUCUGCUAUACAGCCAGCGUUAAAAAGGUUUAACAGCCAGCAUAAUUUACUGGCAACACCUGCUAAUGUUUCAACUACUCCUUUGCGAGGGCUUCACUUUGGAAGUGCUCAGUCACAAAAAUUUACAUUAUCUCCGUUUUCUGAUGGAGGUCGUAGCUCUCGCAAAUCUGCAUACAGUGGUGUUGGUGCUGGAAAGCAAAAUAGAAUAGCUAAAGAUACAAGACCCCUAACUGACAAAAUCUUUUUACAACAAGAAAUUCACAAGAUAACAAGUUUUCUCCAUUCGCAACCAGAUGCUUUAUCAGUUGCUUCUAAAGGAAUAAAUCUACGUCAGCUGACUAUGAAGCUCUUUGUUGACUUGGUUAACUUUCUCAUGGGAUUUUUGGAUGAUAAUGUCAAUGUGAAUAUGGCAAAUUAUGUCAAUGAAAUUCCAUUAAUAAUGAAAAAGUGGGGAUAUGCUGGAAACUUAAAUUCAUCUUGGUUAAAAACUGUAAAUACGCCUCAUGCUCUGCCCCAUGUGGUUGGUCUUUUAUCAUGGUUGGUUACUUGUGCCUCAUACGCGGAAGGAACUGAUUUUGAAGCAUUUGUUGAAAAUUCACUUCAAAACUAUGAUGAUGUCAUAGAUGAUGCAGAAGCUGAUGGUUUCUUGUAUGGAAAUGCACUGGUUUAUAUGCCGCAUUUGAUGAAACAGUACCGAUUGUGGAAUUCAAGAGAAGAAGCUGCAGAGAAGAAUGAAGAAAUAAGAUUUAUUGCAGAACUAUGUAAACGAAAUGGUGUUGGUGAUGAUGAAUUGAAUGAAUGUGCAGAAGCCAUACGUGAUUAUGAGGUUCAACUGUCAGAUCCCAAGGAGCAGGCAGAAAUUGCUGCUUUAAUGGAAGAAGAAAAGAAGAAUAUUGAGUUUGUGAAAGACUACAAUAACUGCUUAGAAUAUAAAAGUAAAAUGGAAGAAUUUCUCAAUUCUGCUGAAACAAAACUAGAAGAGGAAAAGCAGAAAUUAUUGAAAGAAGAAGAUGUGUUGCUAAGCCUCCAAAACAAAAUAAUGGAACUAAAAGAACUAAUAAGUAACCAAAUUAUGACCGUUGAAGAAAGGGAUGAAUUACAAAAAUUCUGUAGUGAACUGGGAAGCUCUAUUCGUGAAAAUGAAGAAUAUAUUGCCCUUGUUUCGAACCAAACUUUUAAUGACGAUUUAGAAAUAGUCAAAAGGCAAAAAAAUAUAAAGAAAAAAACCCAAACUUACAACAAGAUUAUUAUUAUGGAAUCCUGUUGGCUUCCAGAGCUUAAAUCGUUGAUGGAUGAGAUUAACUUCUUCCAUCCUGGAGCCAAAGAGGAAGUGGCUGAAAUUGAGUCUCAGGCUCUGAAACUUAAGGGAGACAUUCAGAAUAAGUAUGAAAAAAUCAAUGCAGACAUGAAAGAGCGUAAAUCAGAACUACUUCAGUUGGAGGAGAGGAAAUCACUUGUACUUCAAGAUGAAGAACAACAUUUGGAAAAGGUCAAGCAAUAUGAAGCAUCAAUAGAAGCGUUCAAAAUACAAAGUCAUGAGGAGAUUGUUGAGAUGAAGAGGACUCUCAACUCUUUAAAGGCAUCUAAUGAAGCUCGCAUCUCUUGCAAUUCGCUGCAGAUGGCAAAAGAUCAGUUGCAGAAACUUGUUGAAAAACGGGAAUAUGGCAAAGCCCAUAUUGAAAAGCUGAAACAGAAGGCCGAGUCUUUCUUUCUAAAAACUACAUCUUGCUCUCGAGGAUUCAUCAGCACAGUAUUGAAAGCAAAAACUGAGUAUAAUAGGAAAAUACAAGAUUUACUUAAAAAUACUGAAGACAUUUUGGAGAAAACCAGAAGCGAUUUCCCGUAAGUGGGUUCUUUGUUCUGCUUUAUUUGUUGAGGGGGCAAGUCAUAUACCACCUUUCCACUUUUUGUUUUGUUUUAUAUGUUGUCAAAUUCAACGUAGCGGUGUGCUUCUAUGAUUCUAAUGUGGUUGGUUGAUGUCCGCUGCCCCCCUAUGAAGAUUUUUAUUUAAGGCUAUAUCUUAUGAUGCUAAUAAAAUACACCUUCAUGAA